AUGAGCCCCCAGGAGAGCUCUGUUCAACCUUCCCAGUUCCUCCUGUUGGUGGGGAUCCCUGUGGCCAGUGCUCUCCUUCUGGCUCAGUGUCUUCGAUGGCACUGUUGUCAGUGGCUGCCAGGGACCUGCCGGAAGCCGGAUGACCCAGAGGAGCCAGUGUCCCCAUCCACUCCAUUACCAGAGUAUGAGCUCCCGAGGCAGUGCCCAGCCCCCACACUACCGGAGGUGGCUGCGUUCUACCAGGAACUCCACAUGCCUACCCAGGGCCAGACUGUCACCCGCCAGAUGAUGCAUAAGCUACUGGUGUUUUCGGCUCGAGAGGUGGAUCACCGUGGCGGAUGCCUGAUCCUGCAGGAUACAGGCAUCUCCCUGCUCAUCCCGCCAGGUGCUGUGACGGUGGGUCGCCAGGAGAGGGUGUCCUUGGUUCUGGUGUGGGACCUGACAGAUGCCCCGUCACUGUCUCACAGACAGGGACUAGUGAGUCCUGUGGUGGCCUGUGGCCCUCACGGGGCCUCUUUCCUGAAGCCUUGCACCCUCACGUUCAAGCACUGCGCCCAACAGCCCAGUCAAGCCUGUGCCUACAGCAGCAAUACCUCCUUGCUGGAUGCCAAGGACUGGAAGCCCCUGGGUCAGCCGGGGACUCAUAUCUCCAGGGACGAGUGUCGUAUCCUGCUCUCUCACUUCAGUCUCUACACCUGCGUUCUGGAGGCCCCCCUGGGCCAGACAGCCCGCAAGUGGCUGCAGCUGGCCAUGUUCUGCUCCCCACUGGCGCCAGGGCAGACACACCUGCAGCUGCGCGUCUACUUCCUGAACAACACUCCCUGCGCCCUGCAGUGGGCUAUCACCAAUGAACAGCCGCACGGGGGACGCAUGCGCGGGCCGUGCCAGCUCUUCGACUUCACUGGGGCCAGAGCAGACCAGUGCCUGAAGCUCAAGUACAUCUCUGAGGGUUGGGAGAAUGUGGAUGACAGCAGUAGCCAACUGGUUCCACAUCUCCACAUCUGGCAUGGAAAGUGCCCCUUCCGUUCUUUCUGCUUCCGGAGAAAGGCAGCCAAUGGGAAUGAAGAGUGCUCGGCAUUAACCAAUGAGAUCAUUGUCACCAUGCACACCUUCCAGGAUGGCUUGGAAACCAAAUACGUUGAAAUCCUCAGAUUCCAGGCAUCGGAGGAAGAGACCUGGGCAGUGCCCCCUCCUGUCUCCCAGCCACCCCUGUGCAACAGGCUGCCCCCAGAACUCUUUGAGCAGCUGCAGAUGUUGUUGGAGCCCAACAGUGUUACUGGGAAUGACUGGCGCAGACUGGCCUCCCACCUGGGUCUCUGUGGCAUGAAAAUCCGGUUCUUGUCCUGCCAGCGCAGUCCUGCCGCGGCCAUUCUGGAAUUGUUCGAGGAACAGAAUGGCAGUUUGCAGGAGCUGCACUAUCUCAUGACCUCCAUGGAGCGGCUGGACUGCGCCUCUGCCAUCCAGAACUACCUGAACCGGACUCCUGGGGGCAGCCCUGACAGGUUGCAUGGAGGCACCUGGGAGAACCAUGGCCUAGAGCUGGAUGAGAAACUCUAAGCAGACUCCGCGGCUGUGCAGGAUGCUUCAAGAGGCCAUGCCAUACCGUGCCAUGCCUUUGAGCUCAGGAUCAAUGCCACAGUCUCGGGUGGACCGAACUGGAACCCCUAGCAAAGCCCGACAGCCCUGUCAUCUGCCCUGCAUCAGGAUAGCUCUUAAUCCUGCCGGCCAACUUUGUCCUGCGUGCAGAUUCCCUCUUGGUCGGUAGGGGGCGCGGGAGUCUGGGAGAUGGUCACAGCCAAGCAGCUUUUGAUAUGCUGCUUAAUUUUCUUGUGGACCUGCGGGCAUACCUCAGAGACUGCUCAGUCCACAAAUAUUCAUGGAGCGCCGAGUCUCAGCACCAAGCUGGGAUCCUGAGGAACGUCGGCUUCUUUGGACUUGCCUUGGAGUCUGUUCUGCGAAAUGGAGAUGCACUCCCAGCCAGCUGAGAGCAACAUUCUAGACAGUGUCUCCCCGUGGUUAGGAGAUGUCUUGGGUGUGUAACUUUGUUGAGAAGGGAGGGCGCUGAGGUGGGCUGGAACAAAGAGAAGUCUCUAUAGAG
Mus caroli (Ryukyu mouse) is the source of this 2098-nucleotide messenger RNA. RefSeq names its product unc-5 family C-terminal like (gene Unc5cl). Lineage: Eukaryota; Metazoa; Chordata; Mammalia; Rodentia; Muridae. The record is from RefSeq and is a predicted model, not a curated record. Gene Ontology annotation, biological process: netrin-activated signaling pathway; positive regulation of JNK cascade; positive regulation of canonical NF-kappaB signal transduction. Gene Ontology annotation, molecular function: netrin receptor activity; protein binding. Gene Ontology annotation, cellular component: membrane.